Messenger RNA from Cutaneotrichosporon cavernicola, 219 nucleotides. RefSeq lists its product as uncharacterized. The record is from RefSeq and is a predicted model, not a curated record. The coding region runs from base 1 to 219 and encodes 72 amino acids. Lineage: Eukaryota; Fungi; Basidiomycota; Tremellomycetes; Trichosporonales; Trichosporonaceae. The transcript is spliced from 2 exons.
AUGGCAGCCGACGCUUACUCGCACGUCCUCUUCCGCUUCAACGAGAUGAACCCGCCCUCGGCUCCGAUCCAGACUCAACAUGAGCCGAUCCCACCGGCCCCACAGAUCCUCCCUCUCUGCCCAAGCACGGGUGGGGGUUCGUACUGCCUCCCCACGAUGUUUAAUGGGAUCGUGUGGUGUAUGCGGUGCCGGGGCCAUGUGCGGGAUCCUGUUUCGUAA